AUGAACAGACUAUUCUGACGUUAUAACUUAGUUAUAUACUUUGUACGUGAAAACAAGACGUGGCAUUAAAAAAACCAGAAAGAAGAAAUGGGCCUUAACGUUUACAGUUUUUCUCUGCUAGUCGUCGCUUUUUCGGUAUAUGUGGAGUCAAGCGCGGUUCAAACUGUUUGUCCACCGGGGCAGAUUUGGAAAAAAUGCGGAGGGCGAUGCGCGCGCACCUGUGUCCAGCAAGACCCCUAUUGUACCAGCCACUGUGACACUGACAUAUGUGUCUCUAGGUGCGUCUGUCCUCCAGAGACACCUGUGUUACAAGGCGACAAAUGCAUAAGACAAUCAGAUUGUCCAGAUAUUCGAUGCCCACGGCCAUGUUCCUCAGAGCUUUGUGAUCCACUAGUCAUCAAACAGAAUACACCCUGCGACAGCAACAGUGACUGUUCCGACGGAAAGGAAAAAUGCUGUCCAGCUUCAUUGGGUUGUUCAACGAAAGUCUGUCAAAGGGCUCUUAGAUGUCCGGACACGAAAGCGUUUAAAGGUAGCGCAUGCGCCGACAAGAAUGAAUGUCGAGCAGACGACGACUGCCCCUGUGGCCUUAUUUGCUGUAGCACCGGAUGCGGAAAUAAAUGUCAGCGAGGGGUAUGAACAGUGUUUAAUUAUAGGAGUAAAGGAAUAAAAAGAGGAAAGAGUGACUGCCAUAAAUUUGAUGGGAAAAGCACUUGAAUGCUUAAGAUGUGAGACUAGGCCUACAAUAGGGAAAUAACAUAGCUUUGCCACUUGCAAUAAUGAGGAAUGGAAUAGAUCUGCAAGAUCUCCAAUUUCUUGUCAAAGGUACAUGUUUGAUGUACUUUAUUUUCAUGAUUAUUCGGUCAAACGCUAUUCUUUGUUUAUUGUUCCACGGUAUCAAGACCAUAGGACUAUGGAUUGGAUUGUAGCUUUACUUAUAAAACUGGAAAGAAAUAUAUAUAUAUAUAUAUAUAUAUAUAUAUAUAUAUAUAUAUAUAUAUAUAUAUAUAUAUAUACUGCAAGAUUCUCUUAAAAACGCCACUAGGCCUAAGUCAGAUACGAUCAGUUGUAGGCCUAAUCUUAGCUAAAACCGAAGUUUGACUAUUUGAAACGGGGCCAAAUUUAUCC
Molecule: messenger RNA, 1128 nt
Organism: Lingula anatina
Lineage: Eukaryota; Metazoa; Brachiopoda; Lingulata; Lingulida; Lingulidae
Product: von Willebrand factor
Cellular component (GO): extracellular region
Molecular function (GO): peptidase inhibitor activity
Source: RefSeq, a predicted model, not a curated record